ACUGUUGCAUCAUCUCAUCAUCUGUCAGUUUGUGUUUAUUUAUUUAUAAAUUUGCAAUAAUUAUUAUUUAUAUACUAUUAUUAUUUGUUAAUAGACAUGAUUAAUUGAAUUGUUCAAAGUCAAAGGAGAAUUUCAAGAAGAAGGGCUGAGAAAAUGUUCGGAUAGUGCCUCAAGGAAUAUAAAUGUAGAUGUUAAUUUGAAUAUAAUUGGCAGGUUUACAGCAAGUCUACAUCUAUAUCACUGCUACUUGCUCUUGCCGCUAUGUUCCUCGCUACGUUAAUUAUCUGAAGAUAAAUAAGUUCCAGUUAUCUAGUCAGUUCAUUAUGAUACUUACCAUUGUUUUCAACAAACUGAAAUCAUUCAUUAUCAUCCUAUUGAAUGUUUUUGGGAAAGCCUUGUGUUGCUUCAGAAAACGAAGACGAAACAGUUGUGAUUCCAUUCCUCUGACUCACGUCAUUUCCAAUGAACCAAAAAUUGAAUUGCAAAACUGGAAUGACUGGGGUGAUGGUUCUGUGAACCAAGAACCCAAAACUGUACAAGACCAUAUUGAGGUCUACAGACAACAAAAAGCUCUACUUACCCAACAAGUAGAAGACACACAUAAUCCUGAGGAAUCAGCAAACUUUUUUGAGGAUAUGAUGCCUCAUAUUACUAAACAAACUAAAGUGUUGAUUGGUAAUGACCAAGGUAACAUUGAUAAUGGUACAAGUAGACUGAACUUCAUUGAUGAUUGUGCUGAUACCAUACUAACUGCCGAGCUCAGAGAAUGGGAAGACAGUUCAGGGUGGGAAAAUGAACAUUUGGAUCAUUUGGCGCAAACAGCGUUGAGGGAAAAAAAGAAACAAGAUAGGGAAAGAAAAGCGUGGGAACAACAACAAAAACGAUUGGAGAAAGCAGCCAGAUCACUAGGGUCAAGAUUGAGUACAUAGUGCUUGUAUAUAUGUAUAUAUAUUGUAUGUUGACUGAAUUGUACCUAUAUGUGGUACUAUUUAUAAUACUAGUUUUUUAGCGAAUAUAAAGUGUCCAG
This is a messenger RNA of Phaedon cochleariae (mustard beetle), 1027 nucleotides long. The record is from the annotation of a GenBank genome assembly. Lineage: Eukaryota; Metazoa; Arthropoda; Insecta; Coleoptera; Chrysomelidae.